UUCUGCGGCGUGAGACUGUAGAUCAUCCUGCAGCGGGGGCUCUGCUGCUCCCACCAGCCCCACACGCCUGGGCAUCGCCGCCACCCAGCUCCGCCUUCUGCUCCCGGAGGGAACCUGAGUAUGAAUGAAACUGCCUCCGUGGCGGCAGGGAAACGAGCGAGAUGGGGAAGGUGAAGCGGCUAGCGGUUUGGCUGUGAAAGCAAUGCAGAGGCGUGCCUCCAGCAGAGCCUGUCUGUGGCCCUCUGCCUCUGCUGCCAGCCCUUGCCUGGAGGAGGUUGUGGUUUGACGUAAGAACAGAGACUCUUGGCCUGAUUUUCGUGGGGGGGUCUCUACUUACCCAUGGAGGGGAGAAAGUCAGCCCAAACCCCAGCCUUUGAUCUCAUCACGGCAGAUUCUGGAGCUGACAGGCACAGACUCGCCAAUGUUGUUUUUUUCUUUUUGCACUUUGGUGUAACUAACAAAACCGAACCUUGUAAAUCCAGUUUUUGAGCAUCAUCUUGGGUUUUUUAUGCUCCAGUUUUUACCAACAUUGAAGCAAAACAGCACAUGACAAACGUUUGAUUUGGUUGCUGUUAUUCUCUAUCUAGGCUGCACUGCCCACCAAUAGAUACACAACUUUCUCUGUCAUUGUUGACCUCCAGGAUUAUGAUUGCCUGGGGCUGCACUGCUAGGAUUUACCUUUUCAGUUUAAGGCCCCUCAGUGUAAGGAAAAACCUGGCUUGGAUAAGAUGGUGUAAGAAAUCUGGCAACUCCCCAUCUAGUGAUAAACACAGCUUGAUCAAAAUGCAAGCCUUAGCUCAGACCACCUUAGUGUGCUGGGGGAUCACGAAAGUGUCUGUUGUGAGAUGCCAGGAAGUAUCAAACCAAUGUGCAUCCUUAUUCCCUGAACCCGCCAAAGACAAACAACCUUCAGCUGGAUUUUUCUGGCAUCUUGGCAUUGCCCUUCGCCUGGGACUCCGGGCUUGUGUUCUCUUGUUGAAGUUUGGCCCUUUGCUUCUGCUUUAUCCUGUGACCUACCUGUCUUCAGGUUUUGCAGCCCUGUGGCUCCAUCUUCUGCUGAAGGCCACAGAGUCCUCAGGUCCCACUUAUAUCAAGCUGGGCCAGUGGGCAUGCACCAGGAGAGAUCUCUUCUCUGAAGAGUUCUGCAUCAAGUUUUCCAAGCUUCAUGUGAAGGUGACACCUCAUCCCUGGGUUUACACCAAACACUUCCUCAGGAGAGCAUUUGGGGAAGACUGGAAGAGAGUCCUCAAGUUUAAAAGCAAGGAACCCAUUGGCUCGGGCUGUGUUGCCCAGGUGUAUGAAGCUUAUGCUGAUGCCACUACCAUUGAUGACCCCCAGUUUGAGGAACUAGUGAAGAACUCUGAAACAGAAUCUGCUUUUGAAGCCUGGGAGGUGUCUGGUCUUAGGAGCUUCUUCAGGUGGCCCUGGAAAGGGAAGGCUGGAGAGAGUUUGGAAGACGGUAGUGCAGACCACUCACUUAAGGAAGAACAUUCCGAUGAAGGUAUUAAUAGAAAUGCUACCUCUGAGGGGCGAAUGUCUGGAUCUCAGCUAACUGCAAACACAUCAUCUAUUGACAGUUUAGAUGCGAUGGACCAUCUUAUUCCAGUAGCCAUUAAAGUCCUGCAUCCUGGACUAGUCCACCAGGUCCAGAUAGAUCUGCUUCUGAUGAAGAUGGGCAGCAAGAUCAUUGGGCUUUUCCCGGGGCUCCAGUGGCUCAGUCUGACUGAAAUAGUGGAGGAAUUUGAGAAGCUCAUGACUCAACAGCUUGACCUACGCUAUGAAGCCAGAAACUUGGAGCGCUUCCAGAAAAAUUUCCUGGAUGUAGAUUUUGUGAAAUUCCCAACUCCACUUCGCCCCUUUGUAACAAGAAACAUCCUGGUGGAAACGUUUGAGGAGAGUCAGCCCAUAUCCCAGUAUCUGCACGUGGACAUUUCCUCAGAGCUCAAGAAGAGACUGGCCAAGAUGGGCAUAGACAUGCUCCUAAAGAUGGUAUUUGUUGAUAAUUUUGUCCAUGCUGACCUGCACCCUGGGAACAUCUUGGUCCAGGGCACUGCCCAUUUCAGCAUUGGCUGCAAGGAUCAAACCUCCAUUGUGGACAUGUGUGACACGUUGAUCGUGGAAGUGUGGCCGUCCCCCUGCCCGCUCCGUCUGAUGCUGCUGGAUGCAGGGAUUGUGGCAGAGCUGCAGGGAGCUGACCUUCAGAACUUCAAGUCAGUCUUCACGGCUGUGGUACAGGGACAGGGGGAGAGAGUGGCAGAACUGAUCCUUCAUCACGCCAGGGCUAACCAGUGCAAGGACAUAGAGAGAUUCAAAGUUGAAAUGGCAGAGCUAGUGACCAAGGCCAGGAUGAACACUGUAGCACUGGGAAAGCUUCAAGUAGCGAAUCUGCUCUCCAGUGUCUUUAAGUUACUGAUCACCCACAAGGUGAAGCUGGAGAGUAACUUUGCCUCCGUUAUCUUUGCCAUCAUGGUUUUGGAAGGGCUUGCCCGUUCGUUGGACCCCGAACUGGACAUCUUGGAGGCAGCUAAACCACUUCUCAUCAGAACCACCGCUUCUCCCCUAGAGUAGCAGCAGCCACUGAUGUUUGUCUUGCAUUGCUGGGCUCUUUGGCA
This is a messenger RNA of Gopherus flavomarginatus (Mexican gopher tortoise), 2612 nucleotides long. RefSeq names its product aarF domain containing kinase 2 (gene ADCK2). Lineage: Eukaryota; Metazoa; Chordata; Testudines; Testudinidae. The transcript has 8 exons. The coding region runs from base 646 to 2568 and encodes 640 amino acids. The record is from RefSeq and is a predicted model, not a curated record. Gene Ontology annotation, cellular component: mitochondrion.